AGAGGACGGAACGCUCCUACUAACUCCAACCAAACCACGUCGGGCUAUAUAAAGCAACCCCUCCUCUCUUCCGGUGUGUGCAGCUCACCUCGUUUCAUAGAAAUGGCCGGGUGCACUUCCUCAGCCAUCGGCGUCCUCCUCCUCCUCCUCCUCUGCUGCACGAUGUGGACGGCGUUCGCCACCGACCACACCGUCGGAGGCUCCACUGGUUGGGCCAACGGGGUUGACUACACUAAGUGGACCUCCGGAAAAACCUUCGUCGCCGGCGACAGCCUCACGUUCAACUAUGGUGCCGGAGUGCACACGGUGGACCAGGUGAGCGCCACCGACUACAGCUCCUGCUCCGCCAGCAACGCCCUCAGCACCGACGGCAGCGGGCAGACGACGGUGAAGCUCUCCAAGGCCGGCACCUACUACUUCAUCUGCGGCGUCGCCAGCCACUGCAGCAACGGGAUGAAGAUCGCGGUCCCCGUCAAGGCGGCGUCCCCCGCCAUCUCGCCCGCCACCCCCCCGUCCGGCUCAACCAAGCCUCCCACCGCAGCCACCGCCACCCCGCCCUCCGCAAGCACCACGCCCUCCGUAAGCACCACGCCCUCCACCACCACCCCCACCACCACGGCGGCCGACAAGCAGUCCAGCGCCGGAUACGUCUCCUCGGCUUCCGUGGCAAUGCUAACCGGGCUGCUGGCGCUCGAGCUGGUGCUCCUUUAGGGUUGGCCAGGGUAGAGACAGUGCUCUUGCUCCUGUUUCUCCAUUUCUUCUGUGUUAGGUGGUAGAUCAUCAUCCAUCUACUUCGGAGCUUCCUUACGGCUGUAUCGUCUUUGUUCAGCUUGAUUUGAGUGUGUCGAGUUGUUCCAUCCCGGUGCAUGGUUGCCAUGUUCUCUUUAUUGAUUCGAUUGUGAGGAAGAGAUCAGGAAAUAAAAUGAGUCUUGAUUUGAUCUA
Messenger RNA from Musa acuminata subsp. malaccensis (wild Malaysian banana), 942 nucleotides. RefSeq names its product blue copper protein. Gene Ontology annotation, molecular function: electron transfer activity. NCBI's taxonomy places the organism in Eukaryota, Viridiplantae, Streptophyta, Magnoliopsida, Zingiberales, Musaceae. The record is from RefSeq and is a predicted model, not a curated record. Gene Ontology annotation, cellular component: plasma membrane.